AUGUCUGAAACUCAGCAGGUUCAGAACUCCACUGGAUCAACUCGAUCUUCAGAGAAUAUUGAAGAUAACUUCAGGACGAUGAAAGUUAAUGAAGAGCAAUCAAGUCCUUAUCCUGAUCGUCCCGGUGAGCGAGAUUGCGAGUUCUUUCUUAGAACUGGUCAGUGUGGCUAUGGAAACAGCUGCCGUUACAAUCAUCCUCUUUCUCAUAUUCCACAGGGUGUAUUUUAUCAAAGAGACGAACUGCCUGAGAGGAUUGGUCAGCCAGAUUGUGAGUAUUUUCUGAAGACAGGAGCAUGUAAGUAUGGCUCAACAUGUAAAUAUCACCACCCAAAAGACAGGAACGGUGCUGGACCCGUGCUGUUCAAUGUUCUCGGUUAUCCUAUGCGACAGGGUGAGAAGCCAUGCCCAUAUUACAUGCAGAAAGGAAUUUGUAGAUUCGGAGUCGCCUGCAAAUUCCAUCAUCCUCAUCCUAAUACUCAGCCUCAUAAUGGCCAAGCUACUACAUAUGGAAUGUCUAGCUUUCCUUCUGUUGGUUUUCCUUAUGCCGGUGGCUUGCCGAUGAUGUCUUUGCCUCCUCCAACAUAUGGAGUUAUGCCACCUCUUGGAACUUAUGGAGGAGCUAUGCCACGUCCUCAUGUUCCUCACCCUCAGGCCUAUAUGCCCUUCAUGGUUGCACCUUCUCAAGGCCUUAUGCCUCCUCAAGGCUGGCCUACUUACAUGGGUGGAGCUAACUCCAUUUAUAAUAUGAAAACUCAACCUGAGUCCAGUUCUAGUGCAUCGGUGCCUGUGGCAGUGUCAUCGCAUCAGCACAGUUUUCCUGAUAGAGCUGAAUGUAGGUUCUUCAUGACUACUGGAACCUGUAAAUACGGAGAUGACUGCAAAUACUUUCAUCCGAAAGAAAGGAUGGUACCACCACCACCAGAUCUCUUAAACCCUGUUGCUCUUUCAGCUAGACCAGGGAAACCAGCAUGUCCUAACUUCAAGAAAGGAUUCUGCAAGUAUGGAAAUAACUGCAAGUUUGAUCACCCAAGUCCACUAAACUCUUACGAUGGUACAGGCCUGACCAUGCCUUAUCUGCCUACUGCUUAUGCUUCACCUUUUACAACUCAUCAGCCAAGCCGGUCUGACUCAACUGCUCUCUCCAAUGGUAGUAAAUCUGCUGCAGAGAAUCACACCUCAGAGACUGAGAAACAAGACGACAAGUCUGAAGUGCAGGACCACCCAUCACAACUAAGCGGCUCUGACUCAAGUGCUCUCUCUAAUGGUAAAAAACCUGCUGCAGAGAGUCACACCUCAGAGACUGAAGGAACAGAGAAGUCUGAAAUGCAGGUUCCAUCACAAGAAAGCAGCUCUGAUUCAACCGCCCUGUCCAAUGGUAAUAAACCUGAUGAAGAGAGUCCAAGUUCAGAGAGUAAGAAACAUGAAGACAAUCCUUCACAACCUGACAACUCAGGAAAGCAGAACUCAUCAGAUAAUGCUUCAUGA
Molecule: messenger RNA, 1485 nt
Organism: Eruca vesicaria subsp. sativa (arugula)
Lineage: Eukaryota; Viridiplantae; Streptophyta; Magnoliopsida; Brassicales; Brassicaceae
Source: the annotation of a GenBank genome assembly